CCCCAGAGUGCUAAAUUUAUCUUCAGACGAGCUACCGCGCCCGCCGCGAAUUGGAUCUCUAUGGAGGUGGCAUAGGCGAUAUCCCUGACCUGAGAGCAUCGCCCGGCCCCCCGAAUCCUUCUUCCCUCUGUUUUGUUUUUCAUUUCUCCCCUUCCUCCCUUCCCCCCUCUCCCCUCCAGUCAGCGACGACUGGCUCUUGACCCCGUUCAGGCCUCGGUGAAGGCUUUUGGUUACUCCCCUUCCACCCUAUCCCUUAAUUUUAUUUUUUUUGAAGCGUCUGCGUUUCAAGCUGCCAAGGUGGAGAGAGUGAUUGCAGAAGGGAGUGCUCCUCAUUUCAGCUUUUAUUUUUAUGUGAUAAUCUACCUUUAAGAAAAGGUGUGCCAUACCUGAGAGCACCAGGAAGUCGAAUGAGAGAUCACCUGAUACACGAACGUGUGAUGUUCCAUCUGCGCGUUGAUGCAUAGGCAGCACUUACAAAUUAACUGAUGUGUUGCUAUAUAUCAUCUCUUUGAUGGUUGCUCAUCUUCUAUGUAUCCUGUCUUAUAAUUUCAACACAUUUGUGAUACUCAAUGUUUAUUCUAAAUUAACCAUGUUUUGUACCACAAAUUCAUUGCCUAUGGAUCUGUUGCUGAAACAAGGAAGUCUUAAACAAGAAGUAGAAUCUUUUUGUUAUCAAAUUGUGUCUGAAUCAAAUGAUCAAAAGGUUGGAAUAUUACAGAGUGAAGAUGAGCAGUUGCAGCCUGCAGUUUCUAAAAAUUCAGAAGGUGAGCUUUCCAGGGUCAAAUUUAUGUCCAAUUCCAACAAAAUAACAACAUUUAGUAAGAAACCAAAAAGAAGAAAAUAUGAUGAAAGUUAUUUAUCUUUUGGAUUUACUUACUUUGGAAAUAGAGAUGCACCUCAUGCCCAGUGUGUAUUAUGUAAGAAAAUUUUAUCAAAUAGCUCUUUGGCCCCUAGUAAGCUUCGAAGACAUUUGGAAACUAAACAUGCUGCAUACAAAGACAAAGACAUAAGCUUUUUCAAGCAACAUCUUGAUUCACCUGAAAAUAAUAAACCGCCAGCACCUAAAAUUGUCAAUACAGAUAAUGAAAGUGCUACAGAAGCAUCAUACAAUGUAAGUUACCAUAUAGCUCUGAGUGGAGAGGCUCAUACUAUUGGAGAAUUGCUUAUCAAGCCUUGUGCAAAAGAUGUGGUGAUGCGGAUGUUUGACGAACAGUAUAGUAAAAAAAUAGAUGCAGUACAACUAUCAAACAGUACUGUUGCACGUCGAAUUAAGGAUCUAGCUGCUGACAUUGAAGAAGAGCUUGUUUGUAGACUGAAAAUUUGUGAUGGGUUUUCACUGCAGCUAGAUGAAUCAGCUGAUGUUUCAGGACUUGCUGUGCUGCUUGUGUUUGUUCGUUACAGGUUUAAUAAGUCUAUUGAGGAAGACCUACUGUUAUGUGAGUCUUUGCAAAGUAAUGCCACUGGUGAAGAAAUUUUCAACUGCAUUAACAGUUUUAUGCAGAAACAUGAAAUUGAAUGGGAAAAAUGUGUUGAUGUUUGUAGUGAUGCUUCCAGGGCAAUGGACGGGAAAAUUGCUGAGGCUGUCACCUUGAUAAAAUAUGUGGCUCCCGAAAGCUCCAGUAGUCACUGCCUGUUAUAUAGACAUGCACUAGCAGUUAAAACAAUGCCUGCAUCUCUGAAAAAUGUGCUAGAUCAGGCCGUACAAAUCAUCAAUUAUAUUAAAGCUCGACCACAUCAAUCCAGACUACUAAAAAUUUUGUGUGAAGAAAUGGGUGCCCAGCACACAGCACUUCUUCUAAAUACAGAGGUGAGGUGGCUUUCCCGAGGUAAAGUUCUUGUAAGACUUUUUGAGCUUCGUCGUGAACUGUUGGUUUUCAUGGAUUCUGCUUUUCGACUGUCUGAUUGUUUAACAAAUUCAUCUUGGCUGCUAAGACUUGUAUAUCUUGCAGAUAUUUUUACUAAAUUAAAUGAGGUUAAUCUGUCAAUGCAAGGAAAAAAUGUGACAGUGUUCACAGUAUUUGAUAAAAUGUCAUCAUUGUUAAGAAAAUUGGAAUUUUGGGCCUCAUCUGUCGAAGAAGAAAACUUUGAUUGUUUUCCUACACUCAGUGACUUUUUGACUGAAAUUAAUUCUACAGUUGAUAAAGAUAUUUGCAGUGCCAUAGUGCAGCACCUAAGGGGUUUGCGCUCUACUCUGUUAAAAUAUUUUCCUGUAACAAAUGACAAUAAUGCUUGGGUUAGAAAUCCAUUUACAGUAACUGUUAAACCAGCCUCAUUAGUAGCACGGGACUAUGAGAGCCUGAUUGAUUUAACAUCUGAUUCUCAAGUGAAACAAAAUUUCAGUGAACUUUCACUAAAUGAUUUUUGGAGUAGCCUAAUUCAAGAGUACCCAAGUGUUGCAAGGCGUGCAGUUCGUGUACUUCUUCCUUUUGCUACAAUGCACAUGUGUGAGACAGGAUUUUCAUAUUAUGCUGCAACAAAAACGAAAUACAGGAAAAGACUUGAUGCUGCACCUCACAUGCGGAUCCGACUUAGCAACAUUACACCUAAUAUUAAGCGGAUAUGUGACAAAAAGACACAAAAACACUGUUCUCAUUAAAAUUGGAGGGUUUUGCAUGCCUCUUGAUAACCAAAUAUAAGAUGAAAAUAAAAGAUGAUUUACUUCA
Molecule: messenger RNA, 2663 nt
Organism: Mesoplodon densirostris (Blainville's beaked whale)
Lineage: Eukaryota; Metazoa; Chordata; Mammalia; Artiodactyla; Ziphiidae
Gene: ZBED5
Product: zinc finger BED-type containing 5
Exons: 3
Coding region: 512-2596 (694 amino acids)
Molecular function (GO): DNA binding
Source: RefSeq, a predicted model, not a curated record